Molecule: messenger RNA, 468 nt
Organism: Darwinula stevensoni
Lineage: Eukaryota; Metazoa; Arthropoda; Ostracoda; Podocopida; Darwinulidae
Source: the annotation of a GenBank genome assembly
AUGGAGGAAGAGCGAAAGCACAGGGCCAAGGAAUCAUCAUUCUCCUACUACCGGCAGAUUGAGUGUCAAUGGUCUGCAAUGAACAACCAGGAGAUACACCAAAACCUCUCCCCCGAAAGGAAUUAUUUGGUAGAUGAGGAGUAUGCAUGGAGAAAGAUAUUGGAUGGUUUGAGAAUUCAUGACUGCAUCUUUUGCCCAUUUUCCCAUGGCAUGCUUCUCUUUGGGCAUCGACAUCAGCAGUUUGCCAACCUACCAAUGACCAAUGGCACUGAUGGUGCCAUAGUAGCACCCUAUACUGUUGGUUGCCAAUGCAUUGAAAUCUCAGUUGUCUCGGGAAUCCCCGUUCACUUCGACGGAAUGUGCCACGGAACUCCGAGCUCGGCGUGGAGUCAGUUGCAAAAUCUUCCAAACAUGAAGGAGAUCUUGCUCCCGCUAUGUGCUGAGCCGCUCUGAAGGAUCCACCAGUGG